Messenger RNA from Lolium perenne, 2081 nucleotides. RefSeq names its product protein IQ-DOMAIN 17. NCBI's taxonomy places the organism in Eukaryota, Viridiplantae, Streptophyta, Magnoliopsida, Poales, Poaceae. The record is from RefSeq and is a predicted model, not a curated record. Gene Ontology annotation, molecular function: protein binding.
CUCGCCCGCCCGCCUCCGCCUGGCGUGCCGCAGUAGUAGCGAGCUAGGAUCUAUCGAGUAAGUAGCGAGUAGGAGAAGAUCAGGAGCUAGCUAGCCGAUGCCCGGGGCGGCGGCAGCCGCGCGCCGGUGCUGCUGACGAUGGGGAACAAGAAGGGCGGCUCGUCCUGGCUCACCGCCGUCAAGCGGGCCUUCCGCUCCCCGUCCAAGGAGGACAGCCCCAAGAAGGCGCCGCGCCUCCGCGAGGACCCCGACGCCGAGGAGGACAAGAACAAGAGGGAGCGGAGGAGAUGGCUGUUCAGGAGGUCCUCCUCCCCGUCCCCUUCGCCGGCGGCUCCUCCGGCGCCGGAGCAUCAGCAGCAGCAGAACCAAUCGGCGGCGGCGAGGUCCGCGCCGGGGCCUUCGGUGACGGAUGAGCAGCGCCACGCCAUCGCGCUCGCCGUGGCGACGGCCGCCACGGCCGAAGCCGCCGUGGCCACGGCGCAGGCGGCGGCCGAGGUGGUCCGCCUCACCCGCCCCUCCUCCAGCUUCGUGCGCGAGCACUACGCCGCCGUCGCCGUGCAGACCGCCUUCCGAGGCUACCUGGCGAGGCGCGCGCUGCGCGCUCUCAAGGGGCUGGUGAAGCUGCAGGCGCUGGUGCGCGGCCACAACGUGCGGAAGCAGGCCAACAUGACGCUGCGCUGCAUGCAGGCGCUGGUGCGCGUCCAGGCGCGCGUGCGCGACCAGCGGAUGCGCCUCUCGCAGGACUCCCUCUCCGCCGCCGGCGCCGCCGCCUGCGGCAGCAGCAAGUCCUCGUACAGCGUCGACACGUCCACCUUCUGGGACUCCAAGUACACCCACGAGUACGCCGAGCGACGCUCCGUGGAGCGGUCGAGAGACGGCAGCAGCUUCGCCGCCGACGACUGGGACGAUCGGCCGCGGACGAUUGAGGAGAUCCAGGCCAUGCUGCAGACCAGGAAAGACGCCGCUCUCAAGCGCGAGAGAGCGCUCUCCUACGCCUUCUCCCAUCAAAUUUGGAGGAACCCUGCCCCGUCCGCGGAGGAAGAGAUGGACGUCGACGGGCAGCCGCGCUGGGCGGAGAGGUGGAUGGCGUCACGGGCAUCCUUCGACACCAACAGGAGCAGCUCCCGAACCGCGGCGGCCGCCGCCGCGCCAGGACGCGCGUCCACGGACCACCGCGACCAGGUCAAGACGCUGGAGAUCGACACCGGGCGCCCCUUCUCCUACUCCACGCCAAGGCGGCAGGCCCCGCCGUCGCAGCACGGGAGCGGCUCGCCGAUGCACCGGGCGCAGCACCACCACCACUCCGCGGGGACGCCGUCGCCGGGGAAGGCGCGCCCGCCGAUCCAGGUCCGCUCCGCCAGCCCGCGCGUGGAGCGCGGCGGCGCCGGCGGGGGCAGCUACACCCCGAGCCUGCACUCCCAGCGCCACGCGUCCUCCGGCUCGGCAGUGCCGAACUACAUGGCGGCCACGGAGUCGGCCAAGGCGCGCAUCCGCUCCCAGAGCGCGCCGCGGCAGCGCCCCGCGACCCCGGAGCGCGACCGGCCGCAGACCGCGUACAACCCCGCGACCGGGAGCGCCAAGAAGAGGCUGUCGUUCCCCGUCCCGCUGGACGCGUACGGCGGCGGCGGCGGGUACGCGCAGAGCCUGCGGAGCCCGAGCUUCAAGAGCGCGACGGGGCGGUUCACCUCCGAGCAGCGCUCCACCGUGUCGUCCUUGUCGUGCGCGGAGAGCGUAGGCGGGGAGCCGAUCUCGCCGUCGUCCACCACCGACCUCCGCCGCUGGCUCCGCUGAGCCUGGCCGCCGGCGGCGAGGUGUUCGGUGUAAUGCUUGCUCUGCUAUUUUUUUAUGUCGUAAUCUAUUUUUUUGCUGUGCCUUUUCGUGUGAUUCUGUGCGGUGGGUCUGGAGCGUCAGGGCGCAGGCUGGAAAGAGUAGUUCGUUAGUUGGGUCGUGUUGAAGUUUGGGAAAGCGGGAAAGAAAGGUUGUACUGUAGCUUUACGUGCCUUGGAUUGCGUAGGCCCUUUAUUUUUUCCCGUCUUUUAGGUUUGUGUUUUCUAUGCAGUGGAGCGUUGGCUGGAGUCGUA